ACACUUGCUGACAAUCGACGAUACAAAGCUCCACCAACUCACUUGGUAUCUUGCUAGAGCAUAUGAAACAAGUUGAUCGAGAGUCUCGCGAACAGUCCGGAGUCGUGCUAAAACUGCUCGGACCAUUAGGAGUGGUCCUUGAAUUGGAAGAGUACCGUCAAAUUGCAAAAUAUCGCUGUCUUGCGGAGUGGGGACUCGAAUGGUGUAAUGUCUUGGUCAAGAUUGCGGGACAGAGCCAAGAUGCUCAAGACGCGAUCUGGGACGACGCUCGUACCAUUCUACACUUCAGCGUUAUCGUGGCCGGUGAUGGCUUUGUUAACCAGGGUGAGAGAGCCCCUGCCGCCACGCUGGUCCUACAUCGGUUAUCGAUUCAAGAAACCACUGAUUGUAGUUGGAUCAUCGACUACAUCAUACAUUACCACAAUACUGAUGACGCAGCUGUGACUGACGCUAUGUUGGCACUGAGCCAGUUGCCUCACGUCGUCAAGUUCAACCAAGUCAGGAUCCCUGCAAUGGUUGAUGUCAUAGUGUCCUCUUUGGCUUUAAAAAGGCCGACAACUCUUCAGGAUGCCGCUCUUCGUGCUGCUCAUUCCUGUAGAAAAGUCAUCGCUCUAUCUGGUGACAGUUAUAUGCCACCCCAUUUGUUGUCAGGAUUUUCUGCCGCUCUUCACUCCACUCUCACCACGAGCGAAUCACCGCGGCAACACCUGCUUUAUCUGCAAAUAUUAUAUUCUUGGGCCAAAAGCCAAGCAUGGAGCACUCACAUCCUCGAUCAUGGACACCAUAGCGCUCAUCUUACUAUCGCCAACACGUUCCCAUAUCCUGACGAUCCCCUGCUGUCCGAACACCUCGCACUCUACAUUAUUGCAAACUUGCAAGUCAUGCAAGGAUUAUCGGACCAUCCACUCGACCUCCCGAAUGCUACUUCUUGCCGAAUACUUGUCCAAAAAGCCUGGCAUUCUUUGAUAGUUCGACAAACCGCAAGCAAUGAGACGGUCGAGCACCUUAGUGCUUUUACUAUGGACCGCUUACACGAGGGCAUAGUCGUUCGCACAGAUGAUUUAGUUUCUUCCAUCAGGCAGACUUUCAGUCAGCUAAGACAGGGUGGUGACCAUCGGUUGACAAGUGUGGUGACUGAAUUGUUGCUGAACAUUACGACGCUAUAGGACUAUGCCGCGAAAUUAGAAUACAUUUGACACAUGUUAGUGUCCUGAUCCGAUGUAUCUAACUACACAAUACGUAGACCGCAGGCAGAAGGCUGUUUGCUAUUGGGAGGCGAUCGAGGUGACGUUGAUGUACUACCAUCCGUUAUACAUGUUGUUUUGUAAGGCAGCUGGGUGCUUGACUCUUGGAGACAAAAGAGCAAGCUCUCUACCCAAUAUCUCAGUGCAUUGUAGUCGUUUUGGUUGUGAGGAUCAUCAAGCACCAAGCACCAGUGCACCACCGACGGAAGACGUAAUACAACCCAUCACUACAAGUACCGCACACCGGGUCGAGUGU
Suillus paluster is the source of this 1500-nucleotide messenger RNA. RefSeq lists its product as uncharacterized. The record is from RefSeq and is a predicted model, not a curated record. NCBI's taxonomy places the organism in Eukaryota, Fungi, Basidiomycota, Agaricomycetes, Boletales, Suillaceae. The transcript has a single exon. The coding region runs from base 63 to 1166 and encodes 367 amino acids.